Molecule: messenger RNA, 1063 nt
Organism: Spodoptera exigua (beet armyworm)
Lineage: Eukaryota; Metazoa; Arthropoda; Insecta; Lepidoptera; Noctuidae
Source: the annotation of a GenBank genome assembly
CGACUUCUGUCGUAGGUAGUAUGUAGUGCAAAUCAUACAUCGUAGUGGUAUUUGACUAUUUGCAAAAAAACAAUAAUUGUUGCGUUUCUUCAAAGAUUCUGAUGACUGAACUAUACUAAAAAUAAAUCAACUAUGAGCGGACGAUAUCGGGAUUACGACAAAGGGUCGUCUCGAUCCACGCGCGAUGAUUCUAGGCUGUACAAGGACAGGCGCGAUGGCCGGGACAGAGCUGACCGUAGACGUUCGAGGUCGCGCUCCCCGCGGCGGUGGUCCCCAGCGCACAGUAGUACUAGCAAUGACGACUUCUCACCCGGCAAAUCUUCCAAUAGCAAAGAGAAAGAAAGAGAUAGGAGGCACUAUGAAGAGAGGAGUCGUAAACAUUCAGAAGAAUGGGAUGAGCCUGAAGAUGUGCCGGCACCUCCCCCACCUCCUCGCAUUACGAAAAUAUCAAUUGGCUUCAACAAACCAAAAGCUCCUAUCAAAAUGAACAUUGGUGGUCCAGCCAAGCCAGUUGCCAAGCCUACCAUUGCAGCAGUAUUUAAUGCUGACGAUGAUGAUGAACCUGAAGAAAUGCCUGCAGAGGCACGUAUGAGGAUGAGAAACAUUGGAAGGGAAACACCUACGUCAGCAGGCCCAAAUUCAUUUGGCAAAACAAAGCAAGGUUUCUGUGAUGCCAAGAAAGUUUUUGAGAAGAAUUUGAAGCAAGCACUUGAGAUGGCAGAUAAGCCGCCUAUGCCUAAAUUGCCACAGACUAUAUACAAGCUAGCAGGCCCUUGAUGUUGAUAUAUUUGAGGCAUUUGACUGCUUACAAGUUACUGCAGACAGCUUCCAGGAUGUUGCACAGUUAGCUGACCAAAUAGUUUGGCUAAUAGCCAUAUACAUUUGAUUUGGUAAUGUAUACAGUUACUUCUAAAGUUACUGGUUGACAGGUGAUACAGAUACAUAAUGGGAGAUGAUAUUGUCUCAUGUAACUUGUUUGCUCAAGCCCUAAAUCAGAUUUGCUUAGUUUAGUGACAAUUUUUUCAAUUGUCUGUCAACUUACCUGAGAGCAGUUUUAGAAAUA